This is a messenger RNA of Pseudozyma hubeiensis SY62, 2304 nucleotides long. RefSeq lists its product as hypothetical. The transcript has a single exon. NCBI's taxonomy places the organism in Eukaryota, Fungi, Basidiomycota, Ustilaginomycetes, Ustilaginales, Ustilaginaceae. Gene Ontology annotation, molecular function: RNA binding. The record is from RefSeq and is a predicted model, not a curated record. Bases 1 to 2304 code for a protein of 767 amino acids.
AUGGCCAAGAAGGGAAAGAAGACCAGCGCAGCUGCGGCACAGUCUACAGAAGCAGCGCCUGCUGCGGUGGCUCCACCAGCAAACUUUGACUCGGAGCUCGACGCUUUCUUCAAGGCUGCACCACCAGCUCCCGCUCCCGCCAAACCCACGGCCGCACCGACUGCGGCGCCCGAUUCUGCCUCUGCUGCCGGACCUUCCAAUCCAAAGAAGCGCAAAGCAGCGCAACAACAAGUGCCCGAAGAGCCCGAGGUCGAAGAGGAUGAUAUUCAAGACGCUGUUGAGGAUGACGAUGACGAUGAUGAUGAUGACGACGACGACGACGACGACGACGUAGAGAUGGAAGAAGGCGACGGAGAUCUGUCCAGCAUUGACGAAGACCUCGAUGAUGAAGGCUCCCUCCUCUACAGCCAGAGCGAAUACGAAGGCUCUGCCGACGAAGACGACCAAGACGAUGAAGCAGAUGAGCCAUUUGUCCCACCUCAGCACGAGUCAGUCAUCAAAUCUCAGACUGCCGAGCCGCCAAAGAAUCCCAAAAAGACCUUCAAGGAAGAGCACGAGCCAUCAGAGACACGCGAUCAGCGCACUCUUUUCAUCGGCAACCUUCCCAUCGAAGCCGCUCAGUCGCGCUCCUUGCAACGCAAGCUCAUCUCCCUCCUCGAAUCGUUCUCGCCGUAUCCCAUGAUCACAAAAGCGCAUGGCUUGCGCUUCCGCUCCGUAGCAUUCUCCGUACCCACCGUUCCCCUCGACGAAGCUGGUGCUGACGACGACGACGCCGGCAAGAAGAAGAAAAGCAAGAAGGGCAAGACCAAGGAGCGCAGCCAAAACUACCGUGAGGCCGUCGCAGCGGUCGAAGGCGGAGAGAAUGCACAGGCUCCCUUGACAGCACAGCAGAAGCGCAAGAUCGCCUUUAUCAACAAGGACUUCAACGAAAAGGCAAAGACCGCCUCUGCCUACGUCACCAUCGCCCACCCAAAAGCGGUCCUCGACCACCUCUACGACAUCGCCCCUCCCAAAUCCAAAUCCAAGAGCGCCGCCAAAACACCGACGCAACUCAUCCAAAUCGACCCACGACUCACGGGCGCCGUUCUUGCCGCUUUGAUCGCCUCGUUUGCCGACGGACAAGACUUUGAAGGACGUCAUCUUCGUGUCGACUUGGUAAAGUCAGUGUCGCCCAGCGAAGUGCUCCCCUCCGGUCUCGAAAAGGUCAAGACGUUCGAUGGCACCCUCACCGGCUCUAGCAGCUCCAACGCCGAUCUCAAGAGUACAUUGUUUGUCGGCGGUCUCGAUUUCGAGAUGGACGAAGAAGAAGUUCGUGCAUUUUUCGAAGCUUUGCUCGUCGAGGAGCUCGGACCGGCAGGCGAUGCCGUCACCAUCCCUAUCACCGGUCUCGACGGCCAGCCAGCACCGAAGGAGCUGCUCGACUCCUUGUCGAGCGAGUUCCCCUUCAUCCUGCCGGAGAAGCGAAAGGCGCCAGAGACCGUGACACGCAACGCCGAAUACGUGCGAUCCGUGCGACUCAUCCGCGACGCAGCCACACAGAUGGGCAAAGGGUUCGGCUACGUCCGUUUCGUCUCGCAGCAGUGCGUCGACGAAGUCAUGGCCAUCUACAACGCCGAGCAGGCCUUCCUCGAAUCCAUCAAGGGCGUCAAGGGAAGUCUCGGCGCCUCGGCUGCCAUCGCUGCCGGUGGUAAAGAGUUCAAGCGUCGACUCAAGCUCAAAGGACGUCCCAUCCGCGUUUCGUACUGCAAGACUCAGACCAAGACGUCUGCGCCUGUCAACCGAAAGAACCGAUCCGCUGCUCAGAACGACGCUGCUGAGCAGGAGCCGACUACACCGCAGCGCAAGGCGCCUCGCUACGAGCGAUCCAGCGGCGCACCUACACCCAACGGCACUUCGCCCCACGUCAUCGGCAAGCGUCAACGCGUAGCUCCCGGCGCGACCAAGAUUGUACCGGGCAGCCCUACCGCUUCGCGAUCCGCCAACCCGGCAGACAUUGCCAAGAAGGCCGAGCUGUACGCAACGCUGUCCAAGGAGCAGCGCAAGCAGAUGAAGAAGGACGAUGCCGAUAGGGUGGGUCGUCGAAUGGCGAAGAAGAACAAGAAGUUCGGUGGAGCUGCGGCGGCUGGCGGCAAGGUGGACAAGAGCCUGGCUGCCGAGGGGGCAAAAGCGAAGAGCAAGGAGAGGGUCAAGUUGAAGCAGCCAGCUGGUGGGGCGGGAGGCGCGAACGGAGCUAAACGCUUCAAGAGCGGUCCUCCAGGGCAGAGUGGCGGUGGGGCUAGGAGAGGUCCUCCCAAGGGCAAGUGA